Echinostoma caproni is the source of this 267-nucleotide messenger RNA. NCBI's taxonomy places the organism in Eukaryota, Metazoa, Platyhelminthes, Trematoda, Plagiorchiida, Echinostomatidae. The record is from the annotation of a GenBank genome assembly.
UCAAAUGCAAUGACUUCGGAAUUGGCCUCGUUUAUCACAUCCGUGUUCACUAUGGACUUGUUGGAUUACGAGUCCAUGUUGUUGAGGGACAUCCAUCUUACUGAACAGGAACAGAGGACCAUUUACCGACAAGCGAAGGACAUCGAGGAAAUCUUACGUUGGUUCAAUGUCAAACUGGCUGGAGUUUCACAAACGCUAGAGGAAUUCAGUUACCUGAUGGAUCACGAGGUAAGUCAGUCCUUCCACGAUAACUAUUUUGAACUCUGA